This is a messenger RNA of Gadus macrocephalus (Pacific cod), 2595 nucleotides long. Its product is annotated as tripartite motif-containing protein 16-like. The transcript is spliced from 4 exons. The coding region runs from base 707 to 2410 and encodes 567 amino acids. The record is from RefSeq and is a predicted model, not a curated record. Lineage: Eukaryota; Metazoa; Chordata; Actinopteri; Gadiformes; Gadidae. Gene Ontology annotation, molecular function: zinc ion binding; protein binding.
AUUAUUAUAUAUUAGUAAUUACUUUUUAGCAACAAUAUGUUGGUGUCGUUGUUGUCGAGGCUAUGUGGUAGUAGCCCUAUGCACAAAGUUUACACAGCCACACACACAAAGACGAAAGGCGGAGGGCGGUCGUGGAGGCUAAACGCCAAUAAAUGCAGUUCACCCACCUCAUAUGUCAGAAAUAGUUUAUUCACCUCUCAACAGUAAACACCUGAACACCUAAAAAUAUUUACGUAGGCCUGCCACUGGUUAUAAACCUUGGACAACAGCCUCCACAAUCAACAAAAACACCCGUGACAACAUAGGGUUUUACUUUUUAAACUCAGAAUAGAUGUCAUCCCUGGGACCUGGUGGCUUUAUAGCUUUAUAUGGGCUUCAUUAAACCUCUUAUCUCAUCACUUAUAUAAUAAACUUAUGGUCGUGUGUUCUGAUGGAAGCCAAGCCCUGACAAAUACCUGCUGUCGUUCAAAGUCUGCUUCCUCAUUUGAUCUGUCUUCCACACUGAGGAGCCCAGCAGCUCGACCUUUACCUUUGACACCUUAGAGACCCUUUUUAACGUUCUGUCUCUUUUCUAAAGACUUAUGUUUUGUUUUUGGUAAACAUCAGAAUUUCUUUAAUCAUCCGAUCUUUAUUUCCUUGUGUUUUAACUUUUUUAUUUUCAUACGACACGGGACAGCACACAUUGUCAUCCUGGAGAAGAUUAGGAAUGGCCUCUUCCAACACAUCCUUGUCUGAGGAGAACUUUUCUUGUUCCAUCUGUCUGGAUGAGUUCAACAGCCCAGUCUCCACACCAUGUGGACACAACUUCUGCAGAACCUGUAUUACAACGUUCUGGGAUGACAAAGUCCAGCACAAAUGUCCUGUUUGCAACCAGACUUUUCCCACAAGACCUGAUUUACAGGUCAAUACCUUCAUAUCAGAGAUGGUUGAUCACUAUAGAAAGUCUGUACUGGUAAAAGAGCAGCCUUGUGUUGGACCAGGAGAAGUUCCCUGUGACGUCUGUACUGGAACCCAGCUGAAGGCUUUGAAGUCCUGCCUAAUGUGUCUUAUCUCCUACUGCCAAACCCACCUGGAGCCCCAUCAGAGAGUUUCCGUUCUGAAGAAACAUCAGCUGGUUGAGCCUAUGGACCGUCUGGAAGACAGGAUGUGUAAGAAACAUAAACAGCUUCUGGAGCUCUAUUGCCAUACUGAACAGGUGUGUGUGUGUCUGUCCUGCACAGAGAUGGACCACAAGUCCCAUCCUGUUGUACCCCUAAAGGAGGAAUAUGAAGUAAAGAGAGCCAAGCUGAGGAAUAUAGAGUUUAAAGUUCAGCAGAUGAUCCAGGAGAGACAACGGAAGAUUCAGGAGAUCAAAGACACAUUCAAAUGCAGCAGAGCUGACGCAGACAGAGCAAUAGCCGAUGGUGUGCAGGUUCUCACUGCUCUGAUGCGCUGCAUUGAAAAGUGCCGUGAUAAUCUCAACCAAACUAUUAAAGAGGAACUGAAAUCCACAGAGAAACAAGCUGAAGGCCUCAUCAAGGAGCUGGAGCAGGAAAUAGAAGUUCUGACAAAUAGAAGCUCAGAGGUGAAGCAGCUCUCACACACUGAAGACCACCUCCACUUCCUCCAAACUUUUAGAACCCCGAGGAAUCCUCCACCAACCAGGGACUGGACAACGGUGGAGUUCCAUCCUCCGUCAUUCUUAGAGACCUUGAGGAGUUCUCUGGAUCAGCUGGAGGAAACACUGAACAUGGAUAUGAAGAAGCUGCCUGUCUUGAAAUCAACUCUAACUAAGUACCAUUGGUUCUCAAAGUGCGGCCCACAGGCCAAUGGUGGACUGAAGAAACAUUCCUGGCGGCCCGCAAUGACAUACAGAUAUGCCUGUGAACUCACACUGGACCCAAACACAACCCACAGACGACUCUCUCUGUCUGAGGACCACAGAAUGGUGACGAUGGUUGGAGGGGACCAGUCGUAUCCGGAUCACCCAGAGCGAUUUGAUUACUGGACCCAGGUGCUGUGUAGAGAGGGUCUGACUGGCCGCUGUUACUGGGAGGUAGAGAAGAAAGGACGUAUUUCUAUAGGAAUGACAUACAGAGAAAUCACAAGGAAAGGAAGUGGUAAUGACAGCAGGCUUGGAGGGAAGAACACGUCCUGGAGUCUUCAAUGUUCUGAUGAUGGUGUAUACAUUCCCCGGUACAACAAUAGUGUAACAGAGAUACGUCUCCCCCCCGCUGGCUCUAACAGAGUUGGCGUGUAUCUAGACCGGCCUGCUGGCACUCUGUCCUUCUACAGAGUGUCCCCAGAUGUAGGAGGGUCCUCAGACACACUGACACACAUCCACACCUUCCAGUCCACCUUCACCCAGGACCUCUACCCUGGGUUUGUGUUAGGCCCUGAUUCCUCAGUGUGUCUGUGUCGUUCGUAUUGACACACACACACACACACACACACACACACACACACACACACACACACACACACACACACACACACACACACACACACCUACACACUCUGUCUAGUAAAGAACCCAGGGGUAGCUAACAAAAUGAGAAUGGCUCAGCUGCAACAGUAAGUGUGUUGAGUUCUGACUCCCAGAAGAGAACUACAAAA